CCCCAAGCUUCGCUCGCUCUCUCUCCGUCUCGGUGCACUUUUUCCACUCCUUAAAAAGUGCUCACGGGGCUGUCAUUCCUUUGCAACAAACAAUACACGGCUGGAUCUCGUAACCCCCCUGCAACACCAUCAUCUCUGCAGUUGACCUGCACUAAAGCUAACAAGGACGUUACACUUGAUUCAUCCAGUUUGAUUUGGGUGAAUUCCAAGGUUGCUGUUCCGCUGUCAUCAAACAACAAGUUAGUCGCUCGGGUUACUUCCUGGAGAAGUGUUCGAUCGACCAGACAGUUGACCUGUACAAGCCUAUCGACUACGCGUGAACCCUCCGCAAGUGCAAUUACCAACCGUCCGUCAUGAAGUAUUCGAUGAUUCUGGGCGCCGCCCUGUGCGCCCUUGGUGCUAUGGCCGAGGUGGAGCCUUCCUACGUGACUGAGUGGACGACGACCACUGUGACCGACUGGACUAUCGUGACCAUCACCAAGACCAUCACUGUUACUCCUACAUCGGCCGCGACGUCGACUACGACCUCGGUGCCCGAGCCUACUUCAGUUCCUGCGACUCAGGCCAAGGUUCAGGAUACCGCUCCUGCGGCCGCCGCGGAGACGGAGGCUGCUGUUGAGAGCGUGUCGACUGCCGCCCCGUCAAGCACCGUUGAGUCUACCAGUACCGUGAUCGCCGAGCAGCCUGAAGCCACCACCUGGUCCUCGGCCUGGUCCAGCACCUGGUCCACCACCCAGGCGGCUACCACUGAGACUGCCGCCCAGUCGACCGCUACCGCUUCGUCCACCCAGACUGCUGCCAAUGCCUACCAGUCCAACGUCCUUUACAGCCACAACGUCCACCGUGCCAACCACUCUUCUCCCGAUGUUGCCUGGUCCUCUGACCUCGAGUCAAGCGCCCAGGUUCUCGCCUCCCGUUGCGUUUAUGAGCACGACACGAGCAUUAACGGUGGCGGAUACGGCCAGAACAUUGGCUACGGUACCUCUGCUGAUGAAGUUGCUGUCAUGAUCUCCAACUUGAUGUAUAACGAUGAAAUGGGUUACUUCGAGAACCUCUACGGACAAGCCACCCCAGACAUGACCCUGUUCGAGAAAUGGGGCCACUUCUCUCAGAUCGUCUGGAAGGGAACCACCGAGGUCGGAUGCGCCACUGUCGACUGCCCUAGCCUUGGCAACGUCGAUUCCGCCUCGUCUGUCCCCUUCACUGUUUGCAACUACAGCCCUGCAGGAAACUACGACGGUGAAUACGCCGACAAUGUCCUGAAGCCCCUCGGUAACCCCGUGUGGUCUGCGUCAUAAAUCUGGAGCUAUAUGCACUCACUUUUGACGGGGUACUGCUUGUGCCUCGCUAUAUGGCAGUAGACUAGAUGGCACUAUCGCACUUAGGUUUAGUGAUUAGUCGGUACCGCUUGAGCCGACUCGACUUUUCGUCUGUAGCUGGUGCUCCUUGCAUACCUAUCGUCGUGAGUACUGA
This is a messenger RNA of Aspergillus nidulans FGSC A4, 1473 nucleotides long. Its product is annotated as CAP domain-containing protein. Bases 354 to 1298 code for a protein of 314 amino acids. Gene Ontology annotation, cellular component: extracellular region. The record is from RefSeq and is a predicted model, not a curated record. The transcript is spliced from 3 exons. Lineage: Eukaryota; Fungi; Ascomycota; Eurotiomycetes; Eurotiales; Aspergillaceae.